This is a messenger RNA of Paramisgurnus dabryanus, 3374 nucleotides long. RefSeq names its product butyrophilin subfamily 1 member A1-like. NCBI's taxonomy places the organism in Eukaryota, Metazoa, Chordata, Actinopteri, Cypriniformes, Cobitidae. Gene Ontology annotation, cellular component: external side of plasma membrane. Gene Ontology annotation, molecular function: signaling receptor binding. The record is from RefSeq and is a predicted model, not a curated record. Gene Ontology annotation, biological process: T cell receptor signaling pathway; regulation of cytokine production.
GAAGAAGAACAGAACGGAAAGGCCAUUUUAAAGUGAAAGUAAAAGGGGUUGGGGAUUUUACACAUUUGCGCGGUCAUUUCAGUCGGAUUAUCGAUAAAUCUGUGUUAUUUGAUUAAAGAUGUCAUCUGGAGGAGAUUUCUGUAUUUGUACUAGUGUGUUGUGCUUUAUGAUUCUGAAGACGAUAUUAGUAGAUGCUGCAGGUGACUCAUUCAAUCUUGAGGUUUCUCCUGGUCCGAUUGUGGGUCAGCUGGGAUCUGCAGUCACUCUGCCCUGCUGGACCUCUCCUCCAUUAAACACAGAAGCUCUGGAAAUUCGCUGGUAUCUGCCCGAACGAUUCAAAGUUCCUGUUCUCCUCUAUCGUGAUGGAAAGGUUCAGGAGACCCAGGAGGAACGGUACAGGAACCGAAGCUCUCUGACCCAGCGGUCUGUUCAGUCUAAUGGACUAAAGGAUGGAGACGUCUCGCUGAGGUUGGAGGAUCUCAGGAUUGGUGAUGCAGGUGUAUUUCACUGUUAUGUGAGUGGAGAUAAAUCAUACGACAGUCAAGCUGUAACGCUCAACAUCAUGGCUGUAGGAUCCCCACUGGUUCUGUUUCCACAGCCUGCGAGCAAUGACACACAGUUGAAAGUCAGCUGCAGAUCCAGCGGUUGGUUUCCAAAGCCGAGUGUCCUGUGGAAGUCGGACAGAACGAAUCUCUCUACCGGAGGAACUUCUUAUAGACGUGCGACAGAUGGGACGUUCUCUGUCGAGAGCUGGACCCUCAUCUCUUCAUCUGACGUUCAACAGGUCUUCUGUCAUCUGUCGCUCAGCAGCAGAGAGGAGAGAAGAGGAGGAAUUGACAUACAGGCCAUCAGCCCAUCUUCAGCAGGUUCUCCUUCAGAAGGUCCAUGGAAGGUGCUGUUCAUCCUCACUUUAGUGAUUUUAUCUCUGUUGGGUCUUGGGUUCAUCUUUUAUAAAUACAGAGAGAAACUACCAGGAAAGAAAACAGAUAAAAAGAAAACAGAUGAAGAAACAAACACACAGAUGACUCCACUCGUGGUUUGUAAUGAUGAAGUAAUAAAGAAACUGAGAAAACACGCAGAUGUGAUCACUCUUGACCCUAAGACUGCACAUCCAGAUCUGAAGAUUACAGCAGAUUUAAGAGCAGUGAGAGACUCUGGACAUUAUCCGCCUAAAGAGUCUGGAGUAUUCCCAUAUGAACUGUGUGUAUGUGGAGAUCAAACAUUCAACUCUGGACAACAUUACUGGGAGGUUGAGUUAAAAGUAAAAAACGUCUCUACUAAAGAUUAUUGGCUGAUUGGUUUGAUGAAACAGGGGAAUUCUUGUUCAGCAGAUAAAUCUGCUUUAACUCCAUCAAAUGGGUUCUGGUUCUUGUGUUCAGAUGGGCCGAAUGGCGUUCAUACCAGCACUGAUACAUCCGUAACACUUUCAUUUUCUCCAAAACCUCAGCGUCUGGGUGUAAUGUUAGAUUAUGAUAAAGGUCAGCUGUCAUUUUAUGACAUCACUGAGUAUAAACAUCUACUUACUAUGAACACCAAGUUCUCUGGAUCAGUCGUUCCUCUCUUUAAUCCAGGUGUAGGUGAUCAUAGUCCAUUAAGAAUUCUGGAUCUUACAGAACCUGCAGAAGCAUCUGAUCCUACUGUUCCUUUACUGGAUUCACAAAACACUGCAUAAAGAUAUAAAAAUAAUGUGUUAAAGCUGUUUUGAAGUUAAAAGGGUAAACUGAUUAUUAAAUAAAUGGAAAAGUCACUGUACAAAUUCCAGACUUUUUAUCUCCAGGGGUCUCAUUUAUAAAGCAUGUGUACACAGAAAUUUGAUCAUAAUGUGUGCAUACGCAAAAAUCCACGGCAAAGUCCAUAUUUAUAAAAACUGUCUUUGACAUGGAAAACUUAGAAAUAUAAGCCAUUCUUACAGAGUUUAAACAUUGACAGGUGCUCUUUUAUAUGUCAAUGACUUUAAUUAGGCAUCAUUUAAAGGUAAAGAUCUGCAAAUGUUCAGCUGCACACAAUUUCAAGAUCAUUUGUGAUUUAUAGAUUUCACGUUUGAAAGUGAGACGCAAGCGCUUUUUCUAUGCGUACGUUUGUUUUAUGAAUCACGCAUGCAUGCUUUCAAGAAAUGAUUGUAAGAUUUAAUGUAGGACGCAUUUUACACUGCAUUUUUAUAAAUGAGGCCCCUGGAGUUUGUAGGUACAAUACAAAAUAGAUAUUUUGUGUUAUGUUUUAUAGUUUAUAAAUUCUGUGGUUCAGUGAAUAAUGUUUAGUUAUUUUAUUUCUUUUUGGUCUAGUAAUAAGUCAAAUAUUCUCUUUGUGUUUAUAGCUGUUGUGUCUUCUUCAUGGGUGAAAUGAAUAACAACUCCUAUACAUCAACCUAACCCAGUGGUUCUCAAUUCCAGUCCUCUGCCCUCCUCCCAGAAUGUUUUAGAUAUGAAACACCUGUUUUCACUCAUCAGGCUCCUUAAUGAACACACUAACAAGCUGAUGAAGUGAAUCGGGUGUUUUUAUUCUGUAUAUGGAGACAUCUAAAAUGAUCUGGGAGUGGGGGCCGAGGACUGGAAUUAUGAACCACUGGCCUAACCCAAAAACACUAUUAUUAUUUACUCUCAGCCUUGUCAUGUUGGGAUGUUUUUAAUGAAAUUCACCAAUAUUGUAUUCAUUUUUUUUAUAAAGUAAAAAUAUAUAUUUUUUACAUUGCUAAAGACCAUACUAUUAAUUGUCAUAAUCUGCAUAUGAAAUCAUAAUUGUAUCUAACCUCAUGAUGCUCAUUACUUUAACAUCUAUAUUUUAUUUACUUCAUUUAAUGUUUAGUGCACGAGUUUUAACACCCACACUCAAAUAAAUGGCGAGUUGUUUUUAACCUAUACUGGUUUAUAUUGAUCAGAACACACCAGUGCUGAAUACUGGGUCAUUAUAACCUUUGGUUGAGUAACAACAACCCAGCAUUGAGUAAUUUUUAAUCCAGCAGUGUCUUCUGUUUAAUAUUUACACAGCAUUUAUUGAAGUGCAGGGAACAGACAAGCAAAUGAACAUUUUAUAUCCUGUAAUGCACCACAAGUCACUUAGAUCAUCUGACAAAUGUGUAAAUAUUCAAUAUGAUUGUGUUCAUCUAGUUUAGCAAUUUGAGUUAGUUUGCAUGUUUUAAACUAUCCUGUUCCUGGUAAAGUUUUGAUAAAGUGUGAUUGAUGUUUUAUAUGAUAUUUUGAUAAAAACACAUUAAAUCUGUACAAUCAUGAAGACUAAAUCUGAUGUCUGAUGAGAUCACUACUGAAAUCUGUCUGGGGUUCAGUGUUAAUAAAGGAAGCCCUGCAUCACUUAAUCAUCUUCUGUAAACCAUCAUUAACUUAUAAUAAACCAUCUGAAAUAAACUAAACACAAACAUC